Theobroma cacao (cacao) is the source of this 3090-nucleotide messenger RNA. NCBI's taxonomy places the organism in Eukaryota, Viridiplantae, Streptophyta, Magnoliopsida, Malvales, Malvaceae. The record is from RefSeq and is a predicted model, not a curated record.
AUGGGGCACAACAAAGCUGGCCAUGUGUCUCUUUACGGAAGAGGUGUGACUGCUUCAUAUCUAAAGAAAAAAUCACCUUCAUUCUAUUUCAUGGAUGCCCAGAGAAUGAUUGAAAAUGCUAGAAGAGUUGCUACGGAUGAGAUGAAAGAAUACAUGAAAAUUGCAAAUGGCUUAAACCCAAGUGCCAGAGAAGAGAAGAUCCAAUGCAUAGAGAAGGAGAGACAAGCUCUACUUAUGGUCAAGCAAAGCCUCAUCGAUGAUUAUGGUCAUCUCUCGUCUUGGAGAAAUGAAGGUGGAAAAAAAGAUUGUUGUCUAUGGAGAGGUGUCCGAUGUAGCAAUAGAACACGCCACGUGAUCAUGCUCGAUCUGAGUAAACCUUUCACCUACCCUUUAAGAGGUAAGAUCAAUCCUUCCUUGCUUGAACUGCGGCAGUUAAGAUAUUUAGACCUCAGUGACAAUCAAUUUGAAGGAAGUAUGUUCCCGAAUUUAAAUGGCUCACUGAGUAAGUUAAGAUACUUAAAUCUCAAUAAUGCUGGAUUAAGUUCAACACCACUCAAUCAACUUGGGAAUUUGUCAGAAUUGCAGUUCCUUGAUCUUAGCUUCAAUGAUUACAAUAUUUCCAACCUUGAUUGGCUUCAUGGUCUUUCUUCUUUAAGACAUCUUGACCUUAGUUGGAACAACCUUACUGAUGCUAAGGAUUGGCCGCAACUACUCAACAUGCUUCCUUACCUAGAAGACUUAAAGUUGAGUGAGUGUCAUCUUCCGAGAAUCCUUUUUCCACCUUCCCUCACUAAUUCCACUUCAUCGCCACUUUCCAUUGAUCUCUCUUCUAACGAGCUUACUUCUUCCAUUUACCCGCUGUUGUUCAAUAUCACCAGCCAAAUUGUUGAUCUUAACCUAAAUGAUAACACGUUAGCUGGCUCAAUUCCGGACUUUUUCAGGAAAAUGAUUUCUCUUAAACAUCUUUCUCUCUGGGACAAUAACCUUGAAGGUGAUAUUCCGAAAUUCCUUGGGAACAUAUGUACUAUUGAAACCUUAUCCCUUCCAUUCAACAACUUCAGUGGAUCAAUUAUUCCUGGGUAUUUUGGGUGCUUAGAAAAUUCAUUGCAGGUUUUGGACCUAUUUGCAAAUAGCUUUCAUGGUCAGUUAAUGUUACCUUAUGUUGCAAGAUUUUCUUCCUCAAGAGUGCUUGAUAUCUCAGAUAAUAGAUUAAAUGGUGUUUUGUCAAAGACCUUUAACUUUAAACAACCUUCCAAGCUUAUUGUCUUGUUUUUGUCAAGCAACCAACUUAAAGGGACGUUACCGGAUUUCACAAUAUUUUCAUCCUUGAAAGCAUUAUCUAUUCAUAAUAACCAAUUGAACGGAAUUGUCCCUGAAAGUUUGGGAUGCCUAUCCCAGCUUGAGUAUUUGGAUUUUUCUGGAAAUUCUUUGGAAGGUGUGAUAUCUGAAACUCAUUUCAAAAAUCUUUCCAAAUUAAGGUUUCUUUACUUGUCGUUCAACCAUUUGGUUGUGAAUUUUAGCUCCGGUUGGGUUCCUCCUUUUCAGUUAGAUCAAAUUUAUCUAUCAUUUUGCAAAUUGGGGCCUCACUUCCCAAAAUGGCUUCAAACUCAAAAAGAAUUUCAACAUCUUGAUGUCUCUGGUGCUGGAAUUUCGGAUACCAUCCCUGAUUGGUUUUGGGACUUACCUCCAUAUUUAUCUUUCUUAAACCUCUCUCAUAACCAGAUAACUGGCAUGCUACCAGACUUAUUUUUUCACUGGCAAAACCUUGUUGUUUUGAAUUUAGCAAAUAACAACUUCUCAGGGGUUAUUCCAACAACUGUGGGAUCGUUGUUGUCAAUUGAAGCAAUUAAUUUGCGCAAUAAUAGCUUCUCUGGAGACUUACCUUCUUCUUUGAAGAACUGCAAUCAGUUGGCAUUUUUGGACUUAAGCCAGAAUACGUUUUCUGGAAGUAUACCGGCCUGGAUAGGAGAAAACUUGUUAUCUUUGAUUUUUUUGAGUCUACAAGCUAAUGAGUUUUAUGGGAGGAUACCUUCCAAUUUAUGCCAAUUAGCAAAUAUACGGAUUCUGGACCUCUCCCAAAACACUCUCUCUGGAUCAAUACCAUUGUGUCUUAAUAAUUUGACUGCCAUGGUUCAAAAGGCAGAUCCAAACGAUAUUAUCGAACAACACUAUAAUUCUGCAAGGCAAGAUAUUAGUUUUACUGGUGGCUAUUAUAUUGCGAAGGCAUGGGUUGGAUGGAAAGGAAAAAAGUAUGAGUAUGAAAGAAGCCUUGGACUGUUUAGGAUCAUUGAUCUUGCAAGUAAUAAAUUGGAUGGAGAAAUUCCAGAUGAGAUAACAAGACUUUCUGAAUUGGUUGCAUUGAACUUAUCGGGGAAUAAUUUGAUUGGGUUUAUUCCUGAAAACAUUGGUCAGUUGAAACAAUUAGAAUCACUUGAUUUGUCGAACAACCAAUUGUCAGGGCGAAUUCCUAACGGCAUGGCUGAUCUAAAUUUUGUGAGUUACUUGAACCUGUCAUAUAAUAGCUUAUCAGGAAAAAUUCCAUUGGGUACUCAACUCCAGUCCCUUGAUGCUUCAGCCUUCAUUGGUAAUCAAGCACUGUGUGGGCCGCCAAUUAGACAAGAGUGCCCCAAAAAUGACAUGUUUCAAGCUCAACCACCUGAACAAGAGAGGGAUGAAUUCAAUAGAUGGUUUUAUGUUGGAAUGGGAAUCGGAUUCUUCAUGGCGUUUUGGGGAGUUUUUGGCAUUCUACUGUUGAAGCGUUCUUGGAGGCAUGCAUAUUUUCGACUCUUGGAUAGCUGGACUGACGUGACAUUCAUGCUGUGGAGUGCAAGAUUGGAAAGGAAGUUCCAAAGUUAGAGACUACUAAGUUUCUGCAAAAGGUUAACUAUCAUAGUUGUAGCAAUAUCAGAGUUGUGAACUAUGGAUUCAAAAAGAUAAAGAACGUGGCACGCAGACAUAGCUCCAGAUUGGGAUGACUUGCAGUGUCUGUUGAUGAAUAGUCUGCUUUUUCUUCUGUUUUGAGAAAGAUGAAUAAAUAUGCUUUGAAAUUAUCUUCUUGUCUACGUAUGCUUAUCUACUUGUUGAUGGACA